UGAUAAACUGUUUAGGCUCGUUUCCCGCCAUUGUUUACGAUCAUGGCAGGACAGGAGUGUGAAUAUCCGACGGUCUCAUCUUUAUUUGACCAGUUUCUCAGAUUAUAUGAAGAGAUUGAUAAAUCAGAUUUGCCGACGAAUUCAGACGAGCUACAGAAGAAGAUAAAAGAUACUGUGGCAGGCUUAAUAAAGACAACAGUUCUUGUUUCUGAAGUAGGGGUGUUCAGCAGCAAUGAAACUCUGGAGGAACUGUCAACAAAUUCCAUUAAAUUCCUCCUACUUCCCGUCCUCCUUGGGUCUCUAACACUGAAACGCACAAACAUAGAGCGGAUGGAAGUACUCCGCCUGUCAAAUAUUUAUUUCAGGGAUUAUAUUACACGGUGUAAACAGUAUGGCCUCACGGAUGUAGAUUUACCUCCAGAGCCAAAUAACGAAGAUAAGGAGGAUGAGGAUGACGCGGACAAGAAGAGGAUUGCAAGAAUGCCCCCUAAGAAGGGCAUGCCAACUCCACAGGAGCUGGAAGCAAUGGCCCGACAACGUGAGGACAAGAUCCGUAGAUUCAAAGAAAAGAAGGCUAUGGGAGAACGGUUAAAUGAGCUUAGAAAAGCCCUAAAGAAUCCUAGUCAUGAUGAAGAAAUUACCAGAAAUUAUCACAUUGCAAUGGUUAAAAAAUUCAUCUUGGACUGCCUAGAAGAGUUAGAGAGUGUGACAAUGGAACGUAACAUGUUGGCAGAGAUGGCUGUUAUGAGGAUGAAAGGCACACUACCUGAUCCAGAAGAAGCGCCAAAGCCCAAACCACUCAAGCCUAUUCUUAUAACAAGGGAUGCUAUGCAGAAGAAUGUAUUUGGUCUUGGAUAUCCAAGUCUACCUUCUAUGACUGUAGAGGAAUUUUAUGACCAGAGGGUUAGAGAAGGAUGGUUCCCAGAUCCAAGCAAGAGCCAGAACUGCCUUCAGAAUCGUGCUGCUUUUGGACCAGAUAAGGAAAAGGAAGCAAUAGAAAGAGAAGAGGCAGAGAAGGAAGCUGCAGAAGAGCGGGAUGAUCCUGAUAAGAUUGCACAUGAGCGGGGAAUGGACGAGUGGCGAGACACACAUAAGAGAGGCUGGGGAAACACCUACAACAGAAGUUGAGGAUGCUGAGAUUAUUAAAACUGAUUACCAUUGGGAAAUGUUUAGUUAGCUACUGAAGUUGUAUUCAAAGUUGAGCAACAUUAUUAUUGGAUAUGGAAUAAAGACCUCAUUAGUCA
Penaeus chinensis is the source of this 1244-nucleotide messenger RNA. It is a transcript of the gene Tap42, whose product is annotated as immunoglobulin-binding protein 1-like. Gene Ontology annotation, biological process: regulation of dephosphorylation; regulation of signal transduction. Lineage: Eukaryota; Metazoa; Arthropoda; Malacostraca; Decapoda; Penaeidae. Bases 43 to 1128 code for a protein of 361 amino acids. Gene Ontology annotation, cellular component: cytosol. The record is from RefSeq and is a predicted model, not a curated record. The transcript has 6 exons. Gene Ontology annotation, molecular function: protein phosphatase 2A binding.